Messenger RNA from Zygotorulaspora mrakii, 444 nucleotides. It is a transcript of the gene ATG31, whose product is annotated as Atg31p. Gene Ontology annotation, cellular component: phagophore assembly site. Lineage: Eukaryota; Fungi; Ascomycota; Saccharomycetes; Saccharomycetales; Saccharomycetaceae. The record is from RefSeq and is a predicted model, not a curated record. The transcript has a single exon. Gene Ontology annotation, biological process: autophagy. The coding region runs from base 1 to 444 and encodes 147 amino acids.
AUGGAACCGUUAGACCUCACGGUAUAUGACAAAAAUAUUAGGUAUACUCUAAGUCAUGGAGAUCAAUCCAGCACUCAUCAGACACCUGACGAUGGUCUGAAUGCUAUGUUUCCGACAAAUAUCAAAUAUAUCUUCGAGGAAGAUGCGGAUAAUGUAGAGCUGGCUGUUGCUGACGAGACCAUUGAGAACGUUAUCAUUAUAUAUUUGGGGGAGUCGGGGGCGUUGGAAGACGUGGAGGUGAUAAGUGAUCGCUACGAGCUACUGGGUUUCAGAAAAAGAACGUUAGGAACGAAUAACGAAGCAGAGACCUAUGAUAUAGAAUUGGAUGUCCUUUCUGAAUUUAGCGACUUAUCAACGAUUGCUAGCGAGCUUUCGCUCAACGACUUGAUAAAACUCUACACGACGCAAAAUGAACAAUUGCAAGCUAUAUCGAACUCUAUAUAG